AUGGCACCAGAUCAAGAGAAAUCAUGGGGGGUGAGGGACCACUGGAAGGCGAUGAUUGCUAUGACUCUAGUAUCUCUAAGCUCUUUUCAAUAUGGUCUUGAUUUCGGCAUCAUUGGCGGUCUUCAGGCCAUGGUUCCCUUUCUCCAGGUCUUCGGGAAAAAAGAUCCAUCGACUCCCCUCGGGUAUAAUAUCCAAGCCGACAGGCAACAGCUUAUUGCGUCUUUGAUGGUCCUCGGCGCUUUCGUGUCUUCUUCCUCGACUGGAUUCACGGCUAAGUAUAUUGGUCGGAAAAUGUCUCUGAUUCAGGAAAGUGUCCCAAGUCGCUAUAGAGGAUUGGGUAUCUCGUUCUUCUCAUAUUGGAUUUCAUUUGGAUCCCUAAUUGGGACCAUAGUCGAUAAUUUCGCAGCGAAGAACCCUACCCGAGACGCCUAUGUCAUUCCCCUGGGAAUUGUAUAUAUUGUGCCUGGAAUUUUGGCCAUUGGACUUUUCUUCAUUCCUGAAUCUCCCCGUUGGCUCGCGGCGAGAGGGAACUUCGAAAAGGCCGAGCAAGCUUUACAACGGCUAAGACCUCGAGGGUGGGCAGUUGGCCAGGAAAUAGAGGAAAUGCGGACGACGCUCGAAGCCGAGGCUCGACUGCAGGCCGGUAUUGGAUAUUUGGACCUUUUCAGGAAUCCUAUUGACCGUCGUAGAACCACUGUUGCUGUGCUUGCAUUGACGAGCCAGGCAGCGUCUGGUUCUAUGUACGUUAUAUCAUACGGGACCUAUUUCUUCGAAAUGGCAAAUGUCGGAAAUGCAUUCGAGAACUCCUGUAUCCUCACUGGCGUUGGAGUGGCCGCGCUACUCGCCACCGCCCUUUUGAUUACGAAAUUUGGGCGUCGACGAGUGAUGAUGCUCAUGGGAUUCGCUUUUUGCGGGCUCUCUCAACUAAUCAUAGCCGUGAUAUACACGAUUCAUCCGAAUACCGAAAACUCGGGCAAAGCUCUCGUCGGGAUGAGUGUCCUCUACAUAGUCGCUUAUAAUGCGAUGGUCGCUCCUUAUGCAUGGCUGUCUGGAGGCGAACUUUCCUCGCAGCGUCUACGCUCGCACACAUUUGGAUUGGCUACUGGAGUGGGAUUCUUCUUUGCUUGGCUUACUACCUUCACUGCGCCGUACUUCAUCAAUCCAGAUGCAUUAAAUUGGGGCCCUAAGUAUGGAUAUAUCUGGACGGGGUCAUCCCUUAUCGCAGGCGUCUGGAUCUAUUUCUUCCUACCAGAAGUGAAGGACCGCACCCUUGAGGAGAUCGAUGAAAUGUUCGAGGCUCGGAUUUCUGCUCGGAAGUUCCGCAAAUACCAUUGCACAGGAAGCCACGCUGUCCUCGAGGAGAAGACCCAAGCAGAGUAUGUCGAAGAAACGGUAGGAAGUGCCAAGGAGAAAGAAACAAGAGCUUGAAGAACAGUCAUCGUUGUCUUUUGGGGGCAAGACAUGGUUGGUAGGUGUGAUGGAUUCGAAGGAGAGGAUUUCUGGCCUAAUCAUGACAUGUCGUAUAUGAAGGAAUUUAACGUAUUCCUCUGUAGGAACCCUUUUUAUAUGAGAUGGAAGAUCACUGCACGUCUAAUUAACAUCUUAUCUAUCGGAAUUGGCAAUGUACAUGAUUUCUUUAUUCCAAAAUCAUCCUGCAGAUAAACGUCAUUGAGGCAGAUGCGAUC
Messenger RNA from Annulohypoxylon truncatum, 1685 nucleotides. RefSeq names its product putative maltose permease. Gene Ontology annotation, cellular component: membrane. The transcript is spliced from 10 exons. Gene Ontology annotation, molecular function: carbohydrate:proton symporter activity. Lineage: Eukaryota; Fungi; Ascomycota; Sordariomycetes; Xylariales; Hypoxylaceae. Gene Ontology annotation, biological process: transmembrane transport; carbohydrate transport. The record is from RefSeq and is a predicted model, not a curated record. Bases 1 to 1428 code for a protein of 475 amino acids.